This is a messenger RNA of Vitrella brassicaformis, 2147 nucleotides long. The record is from the annotation of a GenBank genome assembly. NCBI's taxonomy places the organism in Eukaryota, Vitrellaceae.
CUUUGUUUAUGUACGCUCGUUCGUCAAAGGCGCUGUCGAAGGGUCGUGCGGCUCAAACGUCACCAUUCGCACAGCAGGUGAUGAGUCAGAGACCAGAUCUUCCGCGCAACGAGCGCCGAUUGUUGUAUGUGCUGUGGUGUGCUGUGGUGUGUUGUGUUGUGUUGUGUUGUGUUGUGUCGUGCGGUUGCAGGUGAGGACGGCCAAGCUGCUGCGAUGGGACAGCGACACACGGAUGUCCCGCCAGAUGGAGGACCUCAUCGAGGCCCGAGACUUCCUCGCCUUCUGCCUCGAAAACCAGGGUAGAUCAGUCGACAGAUGCAUGGAUCCAUCCCACCCACCCACUACUCAUCAGAUGCACUGACCUAUCUUCUCUUCUCUCGCUGACUGACCCAGACUCAUUCACAAGGCGUGACUGGCUGGCUUCCUUGACGCUGCUCACCACCAGACGGCAUCUCGACAUCGGCCCACACCUGCGCAGCCCUCCAACAGCAGCGAGUGGGGGCAGUGCGGGUGGGAUUGACAGGCUGCCCCCUCAGUCGACGUGUGCCGCCAGCUUCGCCGCUUACAAUGAGGCCGUGCUCAAGAGGGUGUCGCUGUUCGAGGACUCACUGCACCUACUCAUACACAGGUGAAUGGGCAGCAGCAGACACUGACAGAGGAUGGACACACACACUCGAGAUGUGUGUGUGUGUGUGUGUGUUGGCUGUGUAGGUAUGGUGUGUUGUCGUAUUCGCCAGCUUUGUGGCGAUUGAGCGGUUAUGUGGAGUCUCGCGUGGCGGGCAUGGCCAUGGCCAAGGUGGCCCUCACAGCCUGGGGCCUCGCAAAGGCGCUCGUCAGCCACGAAGAUGUGUGGCGACAGAUCGGCCGGCAGGUGACGGUGCGGACGGAUGAGCUGGGCGGCAUCGAUGCUGCCAUGCUGGCCUGGAGCUUCGCACGGAUUGAAGUGAGUCAGAUGUCCGCCACAGAGCACACCAACCAACCAAACGUGCUUCCAUGUUUCCGUUGAGCAGCGCCGGAAGCCCGCCGAGAUCCUUGCUCUCAAGACGCGAAUCACGGCGCUGCUCAACAACGGUUCGGCUGAGUCAUCAUCGCAGCUGACAGCUCAGGAUCUGUGCAUGGCGUUCCGUGCCUUCGCAUCACUGACCCCCCGCGACACGGCCUUUCUGUCGGCCCUCCUGGCGGCCACACGACGGCUGGCGGACGAAGAGCGAGUGGCACUGCCCUCACAAGUGAGAGAGUGAUGGGUAGAGGGGCCUUCGUGUGUGCGGCAGAUAGGGAUGAUUCGUGUGUUGUGCAGGGUUUGACGAGCCUGUGGAGUGCGCUGGCUGACUUGGGUCAGGCGGGGUGGCGCGACGAUAACGCCAUCGAGUGGCUGUGUGAGGAGUCCCGGAGGCUCAGGUGACCGAACAACCAGCACACUCGGCCUUCCACACAUGUGCUGUUUCGUUGUGUGUGCGUUGCGUUGUGUCGUGUGUCAGGUUGGAUCACACGUUCAACCAGAACAUGGUCGCAGAGAUCGCUUUGGCCGUCCGGCAGCUGCAGGUCCGCGACCCGCGCAUCGUCUACCAGCUCGUGCACUGGGUCGACAAGAAGGGCGAGUGUCUGCGAGCGGAGCAGCUGCUGACGGUGGUGGAUGUCUUCUCGAGCAUGGACAUCAACCACGAGGGCGCGUGGAAGCGGCUGGGCACUCGUGUGCAGAGGGCGGCCAUCGAGCUGGACAUGGCCGAUAUACAACGGAUCCUCCAGGCAUUCGAACACGUUGGUAAGAAAGCCCGUGGGAGGAUAUUGUACAGACGCGCCUCACCAUCUGUGUGUGUGUGUGUGUGUGUGAUAUUAGGUCAGCUGAACGAUCGCGUGAGGGGCGUGUUGUCGCUGUUCAUCAGCACCAAGGGCGACGAGAUGGCCUAUGGCACCACAUGACGCGACGUGACGUGACGUCACGCGACGGACCGAUCAGAUGACCGACGGCCGGCCUGGCUGCGUGGAGUACUUGAUGGAUGGAUGGAUGUGCAUAUUACGUCAGUCAAUGGAGAGAUGGAUACUAUCGGCGGGCGGAGACCUUUGUGUGUACAGACAGGGUAGAUCGAGGUGACAGGCAGACAGACAGACAGACCAACACACUUGGCCUACAGCUGCAUGUCUCAUCG